AUGUCUAACAUCGGUGAUAACGUCAAGGAGACGAAACCAGAAUUGACUACAGCACCUACUAAUGAAGAAAAGGUAAAAGAUGGAAAAAAGGCUGCUGAAGAGGAGGAAUUGUCUGAGGAAGAUUUAAAAUUGAAGACUGAUUUAGAAAAUUUGGUUGAUAUUUUGAAAAGUGAUGAUUCUAAAUUAUUUGAAACAACUUUGAACCAAUUGAAGGAAUUUAUUAAAAAUUCUACUAGUUCAAUGACUGCUGUACCAAAGCCUUUGAAAUUUUUACGUCCUGCAUAUCCAGAUUUAUGUUCCGUUUACGAUAAAUGGACUGAUAAGACUUUAAAAUCUUCGAUUGCAGACGUUUUAUCUGUCCUAGCCGUAACGUAUUCUGACGAUAAAUCUCAUGAUUCCCUAAGAUUUAGAAUGUUAUCAGAUGAAACGAAUAUUGAUAGUUGGGGUCAUGAAUAUAUUAGACAUUUGGCAUUAGAAAUUGGAGAAGUUCAUAAUGAACAAAUCGAAAAAGAAGCAGAAGUUGCUUCUUCAGAUUCUGAAGGGGACGUUAAAGAGUUGUCUGGGUCAUCUUUUGAAUUUUCCAAGGAAUCUUUAUUGCAUUUAUCAUUAGAAAUUGUACCAUAUUUCUUGAAACAUAAUGGUGAAGCUGAUGCAGUCGAUUUACUAUUAGAAAUUGAAGCUAUUGAUAAAUUACCACAAUACGUUGAUGAAAAUACUUAUAGAAGAGUUUGUCAAUAUAUGAUAGCUUGUGUACCACUUUUACCACCUCCAGAAGAUGUUUCCUUCCUACAAACUGCUUACUCUAUAUAUUUAUCUGAAUCUCAAUUGACUGAUGCAUUGACCUUAGCCAUCAGAUUAGGUGAUGAAACUUUGAUAAGAGCAGUUUUCGAUGCUACUGCUGAUCCAGUUGUGCAUAAACAACUAGCAUAUAUUCUUGCGUCUCAAAGAUCUUCUUUCCAAUUUGAAAGCGUGCAAGACAUAAUUGGUAACACUAAGUUGUCAGAGCAUUUUCUAUAUUUAGCAAAAGAAUUGAACUUAACCGGUGCAAAAGUUCCAGAAGAUGUUUACAAAAGUCAUUUAGAUAAUUCUAAAUCUGUUUUUGCAGGUACAGGUUUGGAUUCAGCUCAACAAAAUUUAGCGGCAUCUUUUGUUAAUGGUUUGUUAAACUUAGGGUACUGUAACGAUAAAUUAAUUGUUGAUAAUGAUAACUGGGUUUAUAAAACCAAAGGUGACGGUAUGACUUCAGCAGUUGCUAAUAUUGGUUCAAUUUUUCAAUGGAACUUAGAUGGUUUGCAACAGUUGGAUAAAUAUUUAUAUGUUGAUGAACCUGAAAUUAAAGCAGGUGCUUUAUUGGGUAUAGGUAUUGCUGGUUCUGGUGUACAUGAUGGAGAUGUCGAACCAACUUUACUUUUACUGCAAGAUUAUGUCACAAGUUCGGAUCCAAAAAUUAGCUCUGCGGCUAUGUUAGGGUUAGGUAUUGCAUUUGCUGGUAGUAGAAAUGAAGAAGUUAUGGGGUUGUUGUUACCAAUAGCGGCUGAUACAUCCCUACCUAUUGAAACAUCUGUCAUGGCUUCAUUAGCGUUGGGUCAUAUAUUUGUUGGUACAUCUAACGGUGACAUUACAGCUUCUAUCAUCGAUAACUUUUUAGAACGUAGUGCUAUUGAGCUAAAAACUGAGUGGACUAGAUUUUUAACAUUGGCAUUAGGUUUGAUCUAUCUAGGUCAAGGUGAACAAGUUGAUGAUGUCUUGGAAACAAUCAGUGCUAUUGAACACCCAAUGGUUUCUGCUAUGGAAGUACUAGUAAGUGCGUGUGCUUAUACAGGUACCGGUGACGUCUUAUUAAUUCAAGAUUUAUUGCAUCGUCUAACUCCAAAAUCUGUAAAAAAAGAAGAUGAAGAAGAUGAAGAAGAUGAGGGAGAUAAAGAAGAUUUGAGUAAGUUCUUGGGUGAACAACUAUCUGAGAAAACAGAAGCCUCUGAUGAAAUGGAUGUUGAUGAAGUUGAAGAACCUACAUCUUCUGAACCAAAAGCCAAGAAGGAUCCUACUACUACGGAAGAAGUAAAAGAUGAUAAUGAACAAAAAUCUGAUGGAGUAAAGGAGGAAGGAUCGAGUGAUAAUAAGAACACUGAAGAAGAUGCAUCUCAGACUGAUGAAGUAUUGUAUGCAGUUUUAGGUAUUGCUAUGAUUGCUCUGGGUGAAGAUAUUGGUAAGGAAAUGACUUUACGUCAUUUUGGACAUUUAAUGCAUUAUGGUAACGAGCAUAUACGUCGUAUGGUACCUUUGGCAAUGGGGUUGGUUUCUAUAUCUGAUCCUCAAAUGAAGGUAUUUGACACUCUGUCACGUUUUUCACAUGAUCCAGAUAUCGAUGUUUCUAUCAAUUCUAUUUUAGCAAUGGGUCUGUGUGGUGCUGGUACCAACAACGCUAGAUUAGCCCAAUUGUUAAGACAAUUAGCAAGUUAUUAUUCACGUGAACAAAAUGCAUUAUUUGUAACAAGAUUGGCACAAGGUUUGGUCCAUCUUGGUAAAGGUACUAUGACUUUAGAUGUCUUUAACGAUGCCCAUUUAUUAAAUCAUGUUACAUUAGCAUCAUUAUUGACUGUUUUGGUUGGUAUGUCAUCUCCAUCAUUUAUGUUAAAGCAUCACCAAUUAUUUUUCAUGUUGAAUAGCGGUGUUAGACCCAAAUACAUUAUUACAUUAAAUGAAGAUGGCGAACCAAUAAAGAUCAAUGUUCGUGUUGGUCAAGCUGUUGAUACAGUCGGUCAAGCUGGUAAGCCAAAAACAAUUACUGGUUGGAUUACUCAGUCUACUCCAGUCUUAUUAAAUCACGGUGAGAGAGCUGAACUUGAAACUGAUGAAUAUAUAAGUUAUACCAAAAAUAUUGAAGGUAUUGUGAUACUGAAGAAAAAUCCAGAUUAUGACAGUAAGGAAUAG
Vanderwaltozyma polyspora DSM 70294 is the source of this 2931-nucleotide messenger RNA. RefSeq names its product proteasome regulatory particle base subunit RPN1 (gene RPN1). The transcript has a single exon. Gene Ontology annotation, cellular component: nucleus; proteasome complex; proteasome regulatory particle, base subcomplex. The record is from RefSeq and is a predicted model, not a curated record. Gene Ontology annotation, biological process: proteasome-mediated ubiquitin-dependent protein catabolic process; regulation of protein catabolic process. NCBI's taxonomy places the organism in Eukaryota, Fungi, Ascomycota, Saccharomycetes, Saccharomycetales, Saccharomycetaceae. Bases 1 to 2931 code for a protein of 976 amino acids. Gene Ontology annotation, molecular function: enzyme regulator activity.